Phycomyces blakesleeanus NRRL 1555(-) is the source of this 840-nucleotide messenger RNA. RefSeq lists its product as hypothetical. Gene Ontology annotation, cellular component: membrane. Lineage: Eukaryota; Fungi; Mucoromycota; Mucoromycetes; Mucorales; Phycomycetaceae. The record is from RefSeq and is a predicted model, not a curated record. The transcript is spliced from 3 exons. Bases 1 to 840 code for a protein of 279 amino acids.
AUGUUCAUUACACCCUGUCAAGGCAAUCUAAACCAAGAAACACCGCCAUUUGAAGAUGACGAAGGUUGUAAACUACUCGAUAGUUUUGCUAUCAUUGUUCAGUUUACCCUGGCCGCUACUGCGCUACUGACACUGUUUGUCAAACGAUACCGAGAAAGACCACAAAGACCUGUACCAGUCUGGGCACUAGAUAUCAGUAAACAGUUUGUUGGCGCAGUCGUGAUUCAUUUCUUGAACCUUGCCACCAGUUAUUUGGCUGGUAGACCCAAGGACGGUCAGAAAACAAAUCUGUGUGUAUGGUACUUUUUAAAUGUGGCAAUCGACACCACACUUGGAGUGGCAAUCCUCUGGUCGUGGCUCCACGUAAUCCAUCGUGUAUUGCGCUAUUUUGAUGUCAAGGAUGUCCGGAGUGGAUACUAUGGCCCUCCACCUUUACGCCGCCGAGCAAUUCCGUGGAUCAAACAAACAACCGUGUUUGUGAUCGCAGAAUCUUUGAUGAAACUCUGUGUCUAUGGAAUGUUCCGUGCUUUUCCCUCUCUGUUUGACUUGGGCGAAUGGGUUCUCCAAUGGACUCGCGACAAUUACCGGUACCAAGUUGUAUUUGUGAUGCUUGUGUUUCCAUUGAUAAUGAAUGCCGUACAGUUUUGGGUAGUCGAUACUAUUGUCAAGGUCCACCCAAUUCCACUAGAUAGCCCCGAUCUACUCAAAGCUAUAGACGAGUCCCCUUCGCCUUAUACCCCUUCAGGACCGCCUCACAACGGAAAACAAACAUCAAAAGUCCUACAAAAUGAACGCACGCCUCUUUUAAAGAAAGUAUCUUCUCAAGAUAGCCUUGUCUAA